AAAAGAAGAUAGUGUCAAAUGAAGUUUUAGUGCAAAAUAUACAAAACUCUAAAGACCCAGACAAUACACAAAGGAAUACUAUAUGUUAUGUUAGUGAUAAAUGUUUUAUCUGCCCUGGUGAAAAUGAGAGGUGUAUUGGACUGAAAGACCAUACAUGUGCCUUAGCUUUAUAUUCCAACAAAUAUCCCACUGUAAAAUACCAGAAUCAAGGGUUCAAUACCACAUAUCAUGAAAUUCAAUCAAGCAUAUUUGGAUUUGAUUAA
This is a messenger RNA of Entrophospora candida, 263 nucleotides long. NCBI's taxonomy places the organism in Eukaryota, Fungi, Glomeromycota, Glomeromycetes, Entrophosporales, Entrophosporaceae. The record is from the annotation of a GenBank genome assembly.